Diaporthe citri is the source of this 1398-nucleotide messenger RNA. RefSeq lists its product as uncharacterized. Lineage: Eukaryota; Fungi; Ascomycota; Sordariomycetes; Diaporthales; Diaporthaceae. Gene Ontology annotation, molecular function: oxidoreductase activity, acting on the CH-NH2 group of donors, NAD or NADP as acceptor; iron-sulfur cluster binding. The transcript is spliced from 2 exons. The record is from RefSeq and is a predicted model, not a curated record. Bases 1 to 1398 code for a protein of 465 amino acids.
AUGGACUGUGGUGUUCCCUUCUGCCAGUCCGACACCGGUUGUCCCAUCUCGAACAUCAUUCCUAAGUGGAACGAGCUCGUGUUCCGCAACCAGUGGCAAGAUGCUCUCAACCGCCUUCUCAUGACCAACAAUUUCCCCGAGUUCACCGGUCGUGUCUGCCCGGCGCCUUGCGAAGGUGCAUGUGUCCUCGGCAUCAACGAGGAUCCCGUUGGCAUCAAGUCUAUUGAAUGUGCCAUCAUUGACCGCGGUUUUGAUAUGGGCUGGAUGGUACCUCGCCCGCCUCAGGUUCGCACCGGGAAGAAGAUUGCCAUCGUCGGCUCUGGCCCCGCUGGUCUUGCCGCUGCCGACCAGCUCAACAGGGCUGGUCACCUGGUCACCGUCUACGAGCGGGCCGACAGACUUGGUGGUCUGCUGAUGUACGGUAUCCCCAACAUGAAGCUUGACAAGCGCAUCGUCAAGCGAAGGACCGACUUCAUGGCUGCUGAAGGCGUUCAGUUCAAGACCGGCGUCAGCGUUGGCGACGAGCUGACGCUGAAUGAUCUCCGCGCCCAGAACAAUGCCGUUGUCAUUGCCACCGGCGCGACAGUGGGACGAGACCUGCCUAUUGAAGGACGUAACCUCAGCGGCAUCCACUUCGCUAUGGAGUUCUUGCACAAGAACACAAAGUCGCUGCUCGACUCCGAGCUAGCUGACGGUGGUUACAUCUCGGCCAAGGGCAAGCACGUUGUCGUCAUUGGCGGUGGUGAUACAGGCAACGACUGUAUCGGCACCUCUGUCCGUCACGGCGCCAAGUCCGUCGUCAACUUUGAGCUCCUGCCCCAGCCAGCCGAAACCCGUGCGCGUGACAACCCUUGGCCACAGUGGCCUCGCAUUUACCGCGUCGACUACGGUCAUAGUGAGGUGCGACAGCACACCGGCAAGGACCCUCGUGAGUACUGCAUUAAGUCUUCCAAGUUUGUCAGCGAUGGCAACGGGAACGUCAAGGGUAUCGAGACGGUGCGUGUCGAUUGGAGCAAGGACGACGCCGGAAAGUGGGUCCUCAAGGACGUCGAGGGCAGCGAGGAGUUCUUCCCUGCCGACCUUGUGCUCCUGGCCAUGGGCUUCCUGGGCCCCGAGCAACGUGCGAUUGGCGAUGAGGUCGAGAAGGACGGCCGGACCAACGUCAAGACGCCGGCGGGCAAGUACUCGACAAACAUCGAUGGUGUGUUUGCUGCAGGCGAUUGCCGACGUGGCCAGUCCCUCAUUGUCUGGGGCAUCAACGAGGGUCGCCAGGCAGCGCGCGAGGUCGAUCUGUACCUGGAGCACUCCACCAACCUCCCGGUCACCGGUGGUAUAACGAAGCACUCAGCACACGAGAUACUCAACACGGUCAAGGCCUCUCCCGCCGUCGCCGCCUAG